CAGCCAUUUUGGGGAGGUUCUUCAACCACGAUUUACUAGCUACCACACCAGGCCGAAGACUUCCAAGAAACUGAACAAAAGACGUUUUUACAAAAAACCAUCGUUCAAUAUGGGUCCACCAGGAGACAAGCUUGAUCGUGUGUCCUCUGAAAGAACGGAGGAUUUAAGUUGGUUUGUCAAUUUAUCUUGACAUGGCAUGCAGGGUUAGUUGGUGGUUGUGACGACGACUGAAGAAAAGCACGAAAAAAAAAAAACAAGCGAAGAUAAAUAGCUAACACCUCAAAUUCAGCGUGUGAAAGAGAUUUUGACUGCGUUUGUUGUCGUCUGUAAAAAAUUAAGUUGGUUCUCUCGACGCGAAUCCUAAACAUCAUGAUGAUAUUGAAGGAAAUGUUCAUGUAAAAUGACAGGACACAACAGUUAAGCCAGCCAACCGUUACGACAUUAAAUAGCAAGCCAGACACAACUCUUCGGAAAUGUAAAAUGGAAGAUGACUCUCAGCUGGCUAGCUAACCGCACGACAUAUAGGCCUCAAUUACUCCAAGUAACAAACAUAUGAUGUAGCUAGCUAGUUAAUCCACUAACUAGUUAGUGUUGGAAGUGUAUGCAGCCUAGCUAGCUCAUGUUAGCUAGUCAGCUAAAAAUACUGCCGUCACUAUGAGUAUCGACAAUGGAAGUAAACAAGGCCGCGGGCCAGUUCAAUGGCAGUAAACCCCCGGAGAUGUCAAGUUACUUUGGUAAACGUCAAUGUUGUAACCUCAACCUGGUGCCAACAUCUGGUAUCCAUAUUUACUUUCCACGAUGGUUGUCUGUACCCCCUGCACUGUCAGUAUUACGCUCAUAACGCGGUCUCUUCAGAUAAAUGAACACAAACCGCGUCAGUCAUGGACGAAGCUUUGAGUUUGAGAAGACGACAGUAGAAUGUGGUCUGCUUGCUAGUUUUGAGUAGUAGUCUUCUAUUUCAGUAGUGAGAAGUAGUGUCGGUAUGGGGUUUAAAAAUAGCUAUCCUUUCUGUUGGUAGUUUGUUCUCAGUAACAGAAAGAAAAGGUACACCUAAAUACGAUUUGUUCAUGUUAUCACUAGCCCAGUGAUGUGUUGAAUUAAAGAUUAAUUUGGCCUGUAUUCUAAUGUCAUGCUUUUAAUCACAUGGCUUCUUGAGUAAUUAAUGAAAUAAAUGUAGCGAAAUAUUGAUUAAGAACCCCCCACUCCUCCUAUUAUCCCUUUAAAUACAUACAAAUGACAUAGUUUGAUAUUUAAUGAAUUCCUCCUAGAGUUAGUAUGUAUUUCAUAAGAGGAUAGUUUAGAAACAUUUGAUUUCUCGAUUCUGUAAGGGGUAGCUACAUCUCAAGAGUAAAUAGACAACUCGAAAGUAUCAAAAUCUAAUAAUGGGGGACCCAAUCUCGAGAAGAAACCAUACUAGGAAUCGACUCCGUGCUCAGAUUCAGAAGAAAAGGGAGUCUUUGGCUGACCAGUUUGACUUCAAGAUCUACAUAGCCUUUGUUUUCAAAGACAAGAAGAAGAAGUCUGCGCUGUUUGAGGUAGCUGAAGUCCUACCAGUGAUGACCAACAACUAUGAAGAGAAUAUCCUGAAAGGUGUGCAGGCUGCCAGCUAUUCCCUCCAGAGUUCCAUGGAACUUAUGCAGAAAGAUGUUGUGCAGUUGCACGCCCCACGUUACCAAUCAAUGCGCAGGGAUGUCAUAGGAUGCACCCAGGAGAUGGACUUCAUCCUGUGGCCGCGCAACGACAUAGAGAAGAUAGUCUGUCUCUUGUUCUCCAGAUGGAAGGGGGCUGAGGAAGAACCCUUCAGGCCUGUUCAGGCCAAGUUUGAGUUUCAUCAUGGAGACUACGAGAAGCAGUUGUUACAUGCUGUCGGCAGGAGGGACAAGGCCGGAAUGGUUAUGAACAACCCAGCUCAGUCCGUCUUCCUCUUUAUGGACCGACAGCACUUACAGACUCCUAAAACCAAGGCCACAGUUUUUAAAUUGUGCAGCCUUUGCCUGUACCUGCCCCAGGACCAGCUAACGUGCUGGGGCGUUGGCGACAUCGAAGGCCAUCUCCUCCCGUACAUGCCCGACUAGGGCCAGCCGGCCUCCAUGGCUUCCGCCCACAACACAAGGAAGAUUAACCCACAAGCCACUGAAGCAAGUGGAUCUCUCUCUCUCUCUCCUCCACCACACAUCCUUCCGUUUUGAAUAGAAUUGAACUGGUGCUUGGAUCUCCCUUUUUUGUUGUUAAACACUUGUUCGUUCAUUAAUUUCCGUCCUCAUGAAGCAUAUUUGUUUUUUCCUUACCAAGCUUCCUCCUCCUACCAGUUUUUUGGCUUGGUUUUUCCCUUUUAUCCUCCAUCGUGUUUAUUUUGAACCUGCACAAACAUUGAAUUUAAAUGGUUGGUUAUUCCCCUGGAGCUGCACUGUCAACAACACAGUCCAGUCACUGAAGGAACUAUUUAUGUUGCUACCAAGCAGGAACAAAGCGCCACACAAGCUUUCAUGACGUUCAGUCUCCGCUGGACACAUUGUAACCCAUGUCAUAAGAUUGUAAAAGCUUCUGUCAUUUCAAAGAUGUGUUUUUAAAGAGGAAAAGAUGCCAUGGGGGGGGAUUCUAGAACGACUAGCUACAAUCUAUGAUGACAGGUGAGGUGUUAAACCGUCUCCCUUUUAAAGAUAAAUACGAACUGUAUUUCAAAAUCAUUUGGUGUAGGUAUUUGCUUCUUUGUUUUCCUUUUUUAAGCCUCCUUUUGUUUGAAGCUGGGUGUUUGUUUGUUUUGAUUUUGGCUGUCAUUUUGCGAUCCUGUGAAAUAUGCCAGGUAGAUAAUUUUGGUAAGAGCUGGAGUAUAGAUGAGAACUGUUGGGAGGGAGUUUUGAGACCAGUGUUGUGAAUCGCAUGGUGUGGACAGACACACUCUGUCGAUGUUGGGUAGAUGCUGAAGCUUGUUAACGCGCAAGACAUUCAAGCUACUGAAAUCUGAUGUUUCCCCCCCCCCCCCCCCAAGUGGGUUGGCAAGGGUGAAUGUUGGAACUAAUGUUAAGAAGAUAAUGUUACCUACUAACAAUGGAACAGGUUGUUGAGUUGAAAUGAAUGUGAUCGGCAGAUUUAUGUUCCUUAAUUUGACAAACACAAGUAUCCUAAGAGUACUAAUUGAUGCGGUGCUUAUAAAAUGGGUGUGUUUCUUUCUUUUUUUUUUUUUUUGAAAGCUUGCUUUGCUGGGGAAAUAAAGCACAUUUAAUUUGGGUUUUUCUUUUGAUUCAAUGUGUUCCCCUGAAGGCAGGUCUAUGUGUUCACCUGAAGGCAGGUCGACGUGUUCUCCCGAAGGCAGGUCGACGUGUUCUCCCGAAGGCAGGUCUAUGUGUUCACCUGAAGGCAGGUCGACGUGUUCUCCCGAAGGCAGGUCGACGUGUUCUCCCGAAGGCAGGUCGACGUGUUCUCCCGAAGGCAGGUCGACGUGUUCUCCCGAAGGCAGGUCUAUGUGUUCACCUGAAGGCAGGUCGACGUGUUCUCCCGAAGGCAGGUCGACGUGUUCUCCCGAAGGCAGGUCGACGUGUUCUCCCGAAGGCAGGUCGACGUGUUCUCCCGAAGGCAGGUCGACGUGUUCUCCCGAAGGCAGGUCGACGUGUUCUCCCGAAGGCAGGUCGACGUGUUCUCCCGAAGGCAGGUCGACGUGUUCUCCCGAAGGCAGGUCGACGUGUUCUCCCGAAGGCAGGUCGACGUGUUCUCCCGAAGGCAGGUCGACGUGUUCUCCCGAAGGCAGGUCGACGUGUUCUCCCGAAGGCAGGUCGACGUGUUCUCCCGAAGGCAGGUCGACGUGUUCUCCCGAAGGCAGGUCGACGUGUUCUCCCGAAGGCAGGUCGACGUGUUCUCCCGAAGGCAGGUCGACGUGUUCUCCCGAAGGCAGGUCGACGUGUUCUCCCGAAGGCAGGUCUACGUGUUCACCCGAAGGCAGGUCUACGUGUUCACCCGAAGGCAGGUCUACGUGUUCACCCGAAGGCAGGUCUAUGUGUUCCCCUGAAGGCAGGUCUAUGUGUUCCCCUGAAGGCAGGUCUAUGUGUUCCCCUGAAGGCAGGUCUAUGUGUUCACCUGAAGGCAGGUCUAUGUGUUCACCCGAAGGCAGGUCUAUGUGUUCACCCGAAGGCAGGUCGACGUGUUCUCCCGAAGGCAGGUCGACGUGUUCUCCCGAAGGCAGGUCGACGUGUUCUCCCGAAGGCAGGUCGACGUGUUCUCCCGAAGGCAGGUCGACGUGUUCUCCCGAAGGCAGGUCGACGUGUUCUCCCGAAGGCAGGUCGACGUGUUCUCCCGAAGGCAGGUCUACGUGUUCACCCGAAGGCAGGUCUACGUGUUCCCCCGAAGGCAGGUCUACGUGUUCCCCCGAAGGCAGGUCGACGUGUUCCCCUGAAGGCAGGUCGACGUGUUCUCCUGAAGGCCGGUCGACGUGUUCUCCCUGAAGGCGGGUCGACGUGUUCUCCCUGAAGGCGGGUCUACGUGUUCCCCUGAAGGCGGGUCGACGUGUUCUCCUGAAGGCGGGUCGACGUGUUCCCCUGAAGGCGGGUCGACGUGUUCCCCUGAAGGCGGGUCUACGUGUUCCCCUGAAGGCGGGUCUACGUGUUCCCCUGAAGGCGGGUCGACGUGUUCACCCGAAGGCGGGUCUACGUGUUCACCCGAAGGCGGGUCUACGUGUUCACCCGAAGGCGGGUCUACGUGUUCACCCGAAGGCGGGUCUACGUGUUCACCCGAAUGCGGGUCUACGUGUUCACCCGAAGGCGGGUCUACGUGUUCACCCGAAGGCGGGUCUACGUGUUCACCCGAAGGCGGGUCUACGUGUUCACCCGAAGGCGGGUCGACGCGUUCCCCCGAAGGCGGGUCGACGCGUUCCCCCGAAGGCGGGUCGACGCGUUCCCCCGAAGGCGGGUCGACGCGUUCCCCCGAAGGCGGGUCGACGCGUUCCCCCGAAGGCGGGUCGACGCGUUCCCCCGAAGGCGGGUCGACGCGUUCCCCCGAAGGCGGGUCGACGCGUUCCCCCGAAGGCGGGUCGACGCGUUCCCCCGAAGGCGGGUCGACGCGUUCCCCCGAAGGCGGGUCGACGCGUUCCCCCGAAGGCGGGUCGACGCGUUCCCCCGAAGGCGGGUCGACGCGUUCCCCCGAAGGCGGGUCGACGCGUUCCCCCGAAGGCGGGUCGACGCGUUCCCCCGAAGGCGGGUCGACGCGUUCCCCCGAAGGCGGGUCGACGCGUUCCCCUGAGUUUAAUCUUUAUUUUGAAAUGAAUCUAGAAAACAACACUGCUCAACAUAUCCCAAUACAAUGUUAACUUAAAGUA
Messenger RNA from Salvelinus namaycush (lake trout), 5305 nucleotides. RefSeq lists its product as uncharacterized. The coding region runs from base 1383 to 2075 and encodes 230 amino acids. NCBI's taxonomy places the organism in Eukaryota, Metazoa, Chordata, Actinopteri, Salmoniformes, Salmonidae. The record is from RefSeq and is a predicted model, not a curated record. The transcript is spliced from 5 exons.